AAUAAGGGAUGUACUGGUCCGUCGGUUCAUAACCCGUCACAGAAAUUCUCCAGGAAGGCCAACUCCGCAAGCUCACUGAGACUCAGCCCCCCAAAGAAAAUAAAAGGUAAAGACAGAUCUGUAUCCUCUCCUAAUUCUCCUACACGCUAUUUCCACCACCACCCCUCAAGUCAGCCAGAUCUUAGAUCCACCACUACCACUCACCACCACCAUCACCACCACCACCACCCCUCACUGCAGCAAGAUUCUGGAUCCCCCACACAUAACCCCGCCUACAGAGCUGCCUCGGCUCCACAGGAGCUGUCACAUGACCAAUCACAUGACCCUGUGAUUGACAGGCGAGAGAAGGCCGCCACCAUACCACGCGGACUGACGGAGCCUGUGGCAGAACUUCAGACAUUUAAACCGAUCGGAAUUCUCAAACCUCCCUCAACGUCCUCGGUCUACGAUAAUGUCACAGGAACUGUGGUUUUGCGGAAAACAAACAAUACCCAUGAUACAUCACACAGGAAGUCUAUGCCAGCUGCUGUGUCGUUUGUGGACCACAACAUAUUAAGUGAAGCGCGACCAGCAUCAGCCAUCCAUUUCACACACAAGUUUUACCAGAGCCAGGAGCAGGAGAACUGCCCCCGUCAGGUGCCCUCCAGGCAGGGAGGCAGUCAAGGGGAGAUCCAGGGGAAAUUAAGGCGGCCUGUCCACAUCGAAACUGCUUUUGUUGGUGAUAACUCUUUUGUGACCUCCAGUGAGGAUCAAGGUCAUAGGAUUUCUUACAUCGAUACGUCCACGACUGUUGUUGCUCCGACGCCGACUCGACCCGAUCAAGGUCAUCCCAAGGUCAAAGAGGAAAUCUCACACAGUGUUUCUACUGCAGUAAGGUCAGAUGUCAAUCCAUCACCUUUGACCUCAGAUGUAAAAGGUUAUCAAUUAUCCACUGAAAACAGACAGCCGAAUUCUGACAAUUUUUCUCUUGAAAGCUUGGAUCAUACUGAAAAUAACGAGACACCAGGGUCUGUGUAUAAAGUAUCAGUGAGCGCGACGGGAGUGAACGGAGUAUUGACUGUGUCAAGAUCAAGCUUAUCAGGGUCAUCGGAUUCCCCUGAAUGGCCUUCACCUCCAGAACCUUUGACCCCAAUGACCCCACUGACCCCGGAGUGUCAGGUGGAGUUUGACAGUAACGUUUUAAAACGCAUGUUACAAUCGCUACCCGUGUCCCCAGAAGAUCCAAACAUGGAUAACGGUUACCAUGACGAUCCAACAGUCUCCAAAAACUCAAAAUCCUCGGGACUCGGUCGUACCAAGAGUCUAAAUACGCAUGAUAGGGUGAAAAAGCAACAGAAUGGAACCCAAGUGGCCAAAAAAGUGGAGCAGGGUCGUCCAAGUCGAUUCUUUAACAACAACAACAAUUCCAAGUCCCGCCAGACGAGGUUACUGAUAGAAGAAGAACUGAGACUGAGGGACCGCUGCGUGCGGGACAGCUACGGCGCCGAGAGUUACCCCGACAGCGGCAUCGGCGGGAUGGACCACGCCGCCAGUGUCUGCUCAGGAAACAGGUUAGAGGUUAACCCUUCAACCACAGGAGCAGGUUCCUCUGGAGCCAGUAGUCGUGGCAGCAGCAGCAGCGGUCGUCAUAGCGACCUGAUCAAUCAGCUGAGUGACACCUCGGAGAUCAGACAGUGUAACCCCACAGAGGUCAGUGUUACCUUCACAAUUGUAUAUAAAAUUGAAACACAGGCCCAUACGGAGAGUGAUGAUUAA
Messenger RNA from Saccostrea cuccullata (small rock oyster), 1755 nucleotides. RefSeq lists its product as uncharacterized. The record is from RefSeq and is a predicted model, not a curated record. The annotation marks the transcript as partial. Lineage: Eukaryota; Metazoa; Mollusca; Bivalvia; Ostreida; Ostreidae. The transcript has 6 exons.